GUUGUGGCAAAGGGGUAACCCAAAACUACCUCAGAGUGACAAACGUACAAAAUGACUUGUGUUUUGAAUACCGUUCUAUUGUGCUGGACUCUAUAGCGACAAGCAAAUAUUGCUCUACAGCCGGCCCACUGGAGUAAGGUGAUACUUUGUGUAAGAUUAUCUGGGGCGCCUGUGUCAACACAUACAACCUUUAUAUCGGCCCUCGUGUUCCGCCCCUAUGUAGGACCACGACGGACGGGCUGAUCACGAGAAGAUUUAACGCUACGAAGCCACGAUGUUCUUGCUCGUUUUCCUGUUUCUGACGUCCUUGGCAGAUGCUCAGGAAAGAGGAACGCCGGGCCAACGUCCAGAGCUCAACCAUAGCCCUGAGUCCGCGCCCCACCUCUACCAUGGCGACAUCAAGCUAACACCGAUGCAGAGGGCCAACAUUGAGAGAUACGAUAAUCCAUAUGGUCCGAGCACGGGUCGCGCGGCCAGUAGCCAAGACAAGACUCGCUGGCCCAAUGCGGUGAUUCCUUACGAGUUUGACUGCUCCAUAGCAAACAUGGAAAGCGCAAUUAAAUCCACGAAGCAAGCCAUGGCGGAGUGGGAGAGCAAGACCUGUAUCCGAUUUGUCAAGCGAACAACAGAGACGGCUUAUCUGUCAUUCUUUAGGGGACAGGGAUGUUGGGGUCACGUGGGUCACACGGCUAACUACAAGAGUCAGAUCUCCAUUGGCGACAACUGCGACUUUCAGCACGUGAUGACUCACGAAAUUGGUCAUUCUGUGGGUUUCUGGCACGAGCAGAGUCGACCGGAUAGAGAUAACUAUAUCCAGGUCCUCUGGGAGAACGUCGUGGACGGACUCCAUGACGCAUUUGAAAAGCGAAAAUGGGGCACGGAGGUCACGGACUACGGAAGCAAGUACGACUUUGCUUCCAUAAUGCACUACCCGUUCACAGCCUUCUCAAAGAAUGGAAGGCCGACCAUCAAAGCCAUCGCCGAUAUGCAGGGCAAGACCCCGUAUGUAGCUCUAAGUGCAGAUGACGCCAUGCAGACGAACGCCAUGUACAAGUGCAAUGCUGUUAUGAGGAAAAGAAUGGCAGACGAUUUUGAUGCACACUUCAAGCCAGCUCCACGUAUAGGAAAAAGAUCAAAUACAUGCUCUGAUAAAUCCCAGAACUGUCACAACUUCAAGUCGUACGGCUAUUGCACCCACACGAAUCACGUUGACAGCCUCCUCUAUUGGUGCCCAGUCACCUGCGACAUGUGCAGCUCAGAUUCUUGCAUGGAUAAGAGUGGCCAAUGUAAGUCAUGGGCCGAAAAUGGUCACUGCCAGACCGCGGUGGAGGCAAUGAAGCUAGACUGUCCCUACUCUUGCGGCUUUUGUGGCACCAGGCCCACUCAGUCACCAGUUACCCAGGCUCCCACUGAUCCUCCGACACAUGCUCCCGUGACUUCAGGACCCACCACAUCGCCGACAGGAGCUGUUGGGUUAAAGUGUGCUGACAAACGAAGAGAAUGCCCUGAUUGGGCGAGAAGAGGAAAAUGCUCCAAAUCUGGGUGGACGUUCAGGAACUGUCUGAUCAGUUGCAAGGCGCGCUGUGACACCGCGCCCCCAAAAGCCCCAGGCUCGUGUGGACAAGCCCUCGGACUCGGUUGGAAUCCGACUCUCCCCGACAUCGCCUUUUCUGCGUCGACCACUCUUAGACCAGGAGGAGGAUGGGAAGCUGCGGCCCAUAGCGCCAGGCUGUACAUGGAAGACGAUCAUAACCGGAGGCUGAUUGGGGGUUGGUGCCCAACGUCUCGCGAUAACAGUUGGCUCAAGAUUGACCUGGGACGAGAGAAGCGUUUAACGGCCAUCGCAACCCAAGGACGGGACGUGUUCUAUGAGCACGUCGAGAGAUACGAGCUGGAGUUUAGCAGGGAUGGUAGCAACUGGACCAAGUACCCCAAGGUAUUCAAGGGCAAUUGCGAUCACUUCACGCCAGUGCUCAACACCUUCCAGCCCCAAGUAGCACGCUUCAUCCGGGUACUUCCACUUGGUAACCAGUACGCGUGGCCAUGCAUGCGCCUGGAGCUCUACGGCUGUGACUCCUAGAGAACUCUUCAUACACCCACCAGAAAAUGGAGAAAAUCAAAACUCAUUUAUUUAAAGCUUAGAAGACAGAAAAAAUAUAUAUCGAAUUAAUAAAGAGUACCAUGAACCAA
Molecule: messenger RNA, 2190 nt
Organism: Nematostella vectensis (starlet sea anemone)
Lineage: Eukaryota; Metazoa; Cnidaria; Anthozoa; Actiniaria; Edwardsiidae
Product: zinc metalloproteinase nas-13
Exons: 16
Coding region: 275-2080 (601 amino acids)
Biological process (GO): proteolysis
Molecular function (GO): zinc ion binding; metalloendopeptidase activity
Source: RefSeq, a predicted model, not a curated record